Messenger RNA from Rosa chinensis, 1857 nucleotides. RefSeq lists its product as uncharacterized. The transcript is spliced from 3 exons. The record is from RefSeq and is a predicted model, not a curated record. Bases 1 to 1857 code for a protein of 618 amino acids. Lineage: Eukaryota; Viridiplantae; Streptophyta; Magnoliopsida; Rosales; Rosaceae.
AUGCGACGAACCUGGGAGAAGCAUGACGAUGAAGGAGAUCGUAGACAUGCGGCUGAAGUGGGGAUACCGGACGCAGUAGAGCUUAGGCCUCUUAGGGAUGGGGAGAUGGCCGCGAAUCCUGCCCCGGGGUGGGUGGCGCUGCACGAGAAUCAGCUCCACCAAGGGUUAUCGCUACCCCUGCCCCGGUGCCUACAGUAUCUGCUGCGGAUGCUGAACCUGUCACCGGGGCAGCUAACCCCGAAUGCCGUUCGCCAAAUAUAUAGUAUGAUGGCCAUGUGGGACCUGUGCCAGCAAGGGUGGCCUUCCAUAAAUGAGUUCCGCGCGGUACACCGGGUACUGUACUCUAGGAAGCAGUCUUGUGCGGGUACAGUGACCUUUGCCGCUAGGGAUUACGAGCCGCUAGUUACCGAUAUGCCUACCUUGAUGAGCAAAAGGUGGAGGAACAAAGUGUUCCUAGCUGGUGGGCGGUGGCAGAUAAAAAAUAAGAAGUGGCAGCUGACUGGUACUUUCCAAGCUAUCGGGGACCAGUCCUAUACGCUAUCCGAAGUAGAAAAGAAGAGGAUAGCCCGAGUAUAUGCCGUGUGGUCAGAGAAAGAGAGGAGCUCUAGGUUCAUCCGGCACUCUAUACUUUUUAGGCUAGGGUUAGGGUGGCUCCCCGUUGCAGUGAAAGCCCCGAAGAGGAAACCCCGGAAAGGCAAGGAAGAGGACAGGAUGGAUGAUGCUCAACUGAUAGACAUGCUGAUGAGCCAGGGAGAAGAUGCCCUGCACAUCAACGUCGACCUAGGGUCGAAAGGCACGAGUCGGUCUAUCGAAGAGACCCUUUUGGAGAUAACCGAUGAGGGAUAUGGUGAACCUGAUCCCGACGCUCCUGUGACCCACGCCGUGCAGCCCUCUAUGGCCGAUGUCAUUACGAUAGAUGACACCGGGGUGGGAAAAGUACCGGCCUCAGUGCCUAUUUCCUCUCGUUCCACUGGGAGCGAUGAGGCGUUACUCCCCGGUGAGAAGAAGAGAUCCCAGAAGCACAAGCAUCGAACUGAUAAGGAGGUGACAUACACUGGCCGGGAUGUCCAGGGUACUGGUGCGAAGAGGCAGAAGAAAGGUCACCCGGGAUCAGGGCUUUCGCCUUCUCUUGGCCUGUUAUCUCCCGCCGUUCCGGUAAUCCCCAAGAAGCCCAUCAAGCAGCUGCUGAAUGAAUACGGGGUUGCCGAUGAAAAGUUCGUGCGGUCCAUGCUUGGGGAUCUGAAGGAUAUUGACCUCGACCGGGUUCGAGCCAAAGAUAAUACCCCCCAGGAGAAUCGCCGUCUCGCCCGGGAAUCAAUGAUGCAGGCACUCUUCAAUGUGUACGCCAUCGACGCCAGCGAGGAAGAUACUCAUCUGAAGGAGGAGGUUAGCAAUCUCUCUGGGCAGGUGAAGUAUCUUCAUGGCGAGAAGGCCAAGCUGGAGAAGGAGUGGGACUCAUUGAGGGCUGAGAUGGCCGCCUCUAAGCAGCGGAUUGCGGAGCUUGAGGGUGAGGUUACUGAGGCGCGGGAGGAGGUAAAGAACGCCCGGGACUCCGAGAAAAAGGCUGCAGAGUCUGCCGUCUCAUGGAAGGAGAAGGCAGACUCUCUGGAGGAUCGCCUUCCCCCGGAGAGGCACGAGGCCGUGGAGGAGUACAAGUCCUCGGAUGAGCUUAUCUCGAUGCUGGCUGCUGCCCAAGAUAAGGCUGUCAUCAUGAAGCUUAAGGAGUGGGUGGCGGCCGGGUACUUAGAUGAAGCCAAAUUUAGGCGGGGUCUCCUGGAGAAAAGGAAGAAGGAGCGGGAGGAGGCGGCCAAGUCCGGUGCCGGUGGGUCCCAGAGUACCGAUGGAGAUCAGUUGUAA